AUGAUAAAUCCACAUGAAGCUUUGUUACGUAUUAAACGUCAUCUUUUAACACGACGUACAUUUAAACAAUCUGAUAGUGAAUCACCAUUAUUACUUGUUUAUGUUUUACGUGAACGCAUACGUAAAGGUUUGCAAUUAUAUUCAUCUGAGCUAUAUUUAUCAUUACAAAAUUAUGGUGAAUUAUUUUCAAAUCAAAUUAUUUGGUUUAUUGAUAAUACAAAUACCUUCGUACACAAACUUCUGGUUAUUUAUAUGGGUAUUAGCCCAUCAGAUAAUCUACAAAUAAAAGGAAUUCGUUAUGUUAUCUUAUCACCACAAAGAGAAUAUGCUUCAUCACAUUAUGAUACUAGGACAAAGUUUAUGAAAUUAUAUUUUUAUAAGUGCUCGUCAUAA
Molecule: messenger RNA, 393 nt
Organism: Rotaria sordida
Lineage: Eukaryota; Metazoa; Rotifera; Eurotatoria; Philodinida; Philodinidae
Source: the annotation of a GenBank genome assembly